Molecule: messenger RNA, 453 nt
Organism: Zophobas morio
Lineage: Eukaryota; Metazoa; Arthropoda; Insecta; Coleoptera; Tenebrionidae
Gene: roh
Product: reduction of Rh1
Exons: 3
Coding region: 121-360 (79 amino acids)
Source: RefSeq, a predicted model, not a curated record
ACACAUACAUUCGAUGACAGUUAUGACUUUUGACAUUGACACUUGACAGCGGUGAUCAUUUGACGUCCACGGACACCUACAUUUAGAGCAGUCGGCUGGAAAUUCAGGUGAACUACAAUCAUGGCUGAUAAAGUUGAAAAAAUUUCAAGACCGAUGAAAUUUCCGUACACAUUUACUGCAAAAGUUGCACAGUUCCCUUUUAAGUUUUAUGUCAAGAACAACUGGAUCUGGAGAUACUACCCAAUUGCUAUUGUUUUAUGUAUACCAAUCUUCAAUUCCAUAAGCAAAUUAGCAAACUCACCUGAAAAUGUUGCAAAAUGGGCUGAAAUUCGUCGUAAAGAAGCAGCUGAGCACCAUUGAGAUGUUCAGAAUGUAGCCAUAUUAGAAACAUUUUUUAUGUUAUACCUACAUCGUUCAACAUCUAGAAUCAGCAAAUAUACCACAUGAAAAAUA